GACUGUUGCUGUUUCCAUUUGCAAUCAUUCCAGUGUGUAUGCAUGAUCAAGACUGAAUUCUUUUAAUGUGUGCAAACCUACUGUCUCGACCAGUAUCAAUACACUUGAGCAGCAGACUAUUUUCAUGCAAAUCUCAAUUCUUUUUUUGGCUGUUUUUGUGACCCAUUCAAGGAAUCACUUGGACUGCUCUAGUGUUGCUUUAGACAAGAAUGGCAGGUCUCGCACAAAUGUCAAAGGCCAGCACAUAUGUCCGUCGAUUUGCAACUGCUGUAUCCCCUUCUGUCAAUACGAGCAAUAGUUCUACCAAAACUAGCACUGAUGGCAACCUUUUCUUGCAAGUAUCAACUCCACAUCCAGUAUCCAAUAUCCGAUUAUUGAGACUCUCUGUUUAUGCCAAACAGACACUCUCUGAUACAGAUAUUGCAAUGCUUCAGAAACGAAUCGAUGUGCAGGAGCGACACCAUAUCUUCUGGACUGCAAACAAUACCGACUUUCAAUCUAAAAAAUCAGCCUAUAUUCAAGCCAUCAAUGACUCUGCACACCGUGAGCCCACAUCAGCAGAAAUGUCAUACUUUUAUAAAUCGUAUCUCGACGACAGCUACAGUCGUCAUUCUGCUUACAAUACAACCCUUUGGAAAGAAAAUACCUCGAUGCUCAUUCCUGGUAUCAAGGCAGACAUGAGACAAUUGUCGCAUGUGGCUGGUGGGAUGAUCAAUAAUGCACGGGAAAGACUUGUAGAUGCAAGAUAUUUUACCUGGCUGUACUUGAAGCGACAGAUAACCCAUGCUUUUUCAGACAGCAGCUUGUUGUAUCAGGCACAUGGUGUGACAGUAAGAUGAUGGUGCUAUUCUUGGAAUCUCAAAAUAUCACUCAUUUUACGCCGUAUUCACGUAGAAUGGAACUUUUCUGUAUCUAUCUUGCAGUUACUGCUUCUUGCUUCAGAAUAAACAAUCCUUAAAUAUUC
Molecule: messenger RNA, 964 nt
Organism: Batrachochytrium dendrobatidis JAM81
Lineage: Eukaryota; Fungi; Chytridiomycota; Chytridiomycetes; Rhizophydiales
Exons: 3
Coding region: 210-839 (209 amino acids)
Biological process (GO): intrinsic apoptotic signaling pathway
Cellular component (GO): mitochondrion
Source: RefSeq, a predicted model, not a curated record